AUGUCCAAGAUCGGAGUCUUCCCCGCCGCCGGAGGCCUAGGCGGAAGCAUCGCCAACCACCUCUCAAAGCUAGUCCCAGCGUCGCAGCUGAUUCUGAUUGCGCGCAAACCUGAAAACCUCACCGAAUAUGAAAAGCUCGGCGCAACGAUCCGAAAAGCGGAUUAUGACUCACCCGAGACUCUCAAAGAUGCAUUCAAAGGAGUGGACACCCUCAUGCUGAUUUCAUAUGCAUCCUUCGAAAUCGAGCAUAGGAUCAAGGUCCACCGCCUCGCCAUCGACGCCGCGAUCGUUAGCGGUGUGAACCAUAUCUUUUACUCGUCGCUAGCAUUUGCCGGGUUGACAGAUACCAGCGUCGCGCACGUCAUGGGCGCACAUCUUCAAACCGAGGCCUAUUUAUCCUCACUUACUGACAAGAUAAGCUUCACGGUUGUUCGCGAGGGUAUAUACUCCGAAUCAUACCCAAUCUAUACAUCGUGGUUUGACCCCUCCUCGCCGAACAACGAAAUUACAAUCCCGCACAAUGGAUCCGGUCCAGGUGUCGCGUGGGUAAAACGCGACGAGCUUGGCGAAGCCACCGCGCGACUGAUCACUUCCUACGUCAAAAACCCGGCACAAUUUAAGUAUAGGAAUGAGAAGCUUCUUUUGACAGGACAGAAGGAGUAUUCACUUGCCGAAACCGUGGCGAUUCUGGGGAGGGUUCUAGGACGGGAUUUGAGUAUCAGAGAGAUUUCGAUUGAUGAUUAUGUGAAAUUAGAGCAUGGAGGGUUGCAUACUUAUCAUGGGGUUGAUCUUUCGAGGGAGUGGGCUACUGCGUGGGAGGCGAUUAGGAGAGGUGAAACUGCUGCUAUUACGGAGGAUAUUAAGGAGAUUCUUGAGAGGGAGCCGGAGGAAUAUGAGGUUACGAUUAGGAAGUUGAUUGGAUGA
Penicillium atrosanguineum is the source of this 924-nucleotide messenger RNA. Its product is annotated as polyketide synthase. The record is from RefSeq and is a predicted model, not a curated record. Bases 1 to 924 code for a protein of 307 amino acids. Lineage: Eukaryota; Fungi; Ascomycota; Eurotiomycetes; Eurotiales; Aspergillaceae. The transcript is spliced from 2 exons.